AUGCAGAUAGAAAUCUACCCUAGAAGUACUCGUCAACACACUAACCGCCAGACCAAAAACGGUAUAUCAGCCAAGCGACGGAGAGAUACGCGUCCCAACAGUCCUCAACGAAGCUCGACCGCGUCGAAGAUGAUGAACAUAGAAUCCAAAGCCAUGCCUGGUCGCUGGAGACUUGGAAUUCCCAAGAUUUGCUCGGUGACAUGA
Molecule: messenger RNA, 204 nt
Organism: Aspergillus niger
Lineage: Eukaryota; Fungi; Ascomycota; Eurotiomycetes; Eurotiales; Aspergillaceae
Exons: 3
Coding region: 1-204 (67 amino acids)
Source: RefSeq, a predicted model, not a curated record